AUGAAGCAGUGCCAAGGGUGCGACGCAGCCGUGGAGGGUACGGACCCUCACACUUCUUGCGUUAUGUGUCUCGGCGAGACGCAUGCUCUCGCGGCCUUAACUAAGGUGACCUGCACCGCCUGCGCUGCACUCGGGGCGCAGGAGUUACUGCGCCGGGCAAGCAUGCACCGCGAAGACGCCAGUUGGGCUGACUUCCCGGAGCCUUUUGCCAUGCACUCUCAGGAGGACAGACCGAACCUGCGUGAUGGCAGGGUUCCGUCUGACACGACCCAUCUGGAAGAGGCACUCCUAACCCUUGCUAACAGCUCUGGGGACGAGGACGACGACCUCCUUCUCCACUCUAGCGUUCAGGAGAUGCUUCCAGAUGACAAUUUGGAGCCUUCCGGCUCUGUCGCUAUCCCAACGGCGACGGCUGGUGGCUCCAGUGUACAGGCGCGACACAUCGAGGCACGGUGUGUAACCGACCCCUGUCUGCCCGUCUGUACAGCACUACGUGCAGCUUACCUGGGACAAGCCUUUCUCUACGAAAGCCCCGGCAGUAUUGGAGUCCUCGCCGGCUCAGAAUUGAAGCCGGCCAGGACUCUACGUCGGCCUAUCCCAGAUAAACACCAGGUCGCUGGCUCGAAUUCGACCCCGCCCCCACUUAAGAGCCGGGCUUCUGCAAAUUCAGAAGCCCACGGUACAGUCUACACUGCUUUCAACCAGGUCCGCGUUCAACCUUUGUGCUUGGACUCGGAAGUGCAAGCUGACGCCAUGGAUCAGUACAGUAAUCAGAGCGGGCUACGCGUUACAGUUCGCUGUCCCCCCUCCUCCUUUUGUAGGAGUAAGGGAAACGAAUAUGCCCCUGCAUCUAAACAGCGCACUAUCCCAAGAGAUAGAGACAAAAAAAGCGCGAUCCGCCUAGUCCCCAAACACGACGAAAUGCAAGGGUUUUAUUCCCUUUAUUUCCUCGUUCCAAAGAAAGACGGCGGUGUGAGACCAAUAUUGGACCUGCGAGCACUGAACCGUCAUUUGGUGAAACGAUGUUUUCAGAUGCUAACGCACAAGCGCGUAAUGAGCUCAAUCAGCCAAGGGGACUGGUUCACGCUCGUAGAUUUAAAAGACGCUUACUUCCAUGUGAACAUUGUACAGCGCCAUUGGCAGUACCUUCGUUUCGCUUUUCUGGGAAGAGCCUACGAAUUUACCAAACUCCCAUUCGGUCUGUCCCUGGCACCCCGCACCUUCGAAAUGGUGGCGCGGGCUGCUAUCGCCCCAUUGCGACAACAGGGCAUAUGUGUUUUAACGUAUCUGGACGACUGGCUUGUGUUAGCCCCUUCCAGGGAGUUGGACUCAUUGUCAAUGACGGCGCUUCUUUCUCAGGAGAGAAUUGCUUCCCUGAGAGACCACGCUUGCCGAUUUCUCCCAGGUUGCUACAUCAGUGGAAUCAUGAUUAUGCGCCUGUUGGGGUUAAUGGCGGCAGCAAUCGCCGUGGUUCCGUUGGGAUUGCUACGCAUGAGACCGGUGCAAUUCUGGCUCAAGCGAAUGCAUUUCGAUCCAAUGAGAGACCGCGCAAAGCUGUUUUGCAUUCCGCAGUCGGUUGUGAGAGCACUCUCGCACUGGCGAAUGCUGAGUGUCGGUGUGCCAAUGGGCGCUAUCUCCACUCAUGUCCCUGUAUACACAGACACCUCCACCAAGGGGUGGGGGGCAGUCUGCAAUGGAAUGAUGGCGAGCGGGUUGUGGAACCCUCCUCUGCCUCAUAUCAAUGUGCUGGAGAUCACAGCAUUAUGGCUUGCAUUACAACAUUUCGAACCCCUUCUUCGGGGCAGACACAUUCUAAUCAGAAGCGACAACAAAGCGACAGUCGCUUACCUAAACCGACAGGGCGGCACCAAAUGUCCACAUCUACACCGGCUGGCGGUGAGGAUCUGGACUUGGGCAUACCCGCGAGUUCGCUCCUUACGGGCGCUCUACGUCCCGGGGCAGCUGAACUGCGGCGCAGACCUCUUGUCUCAGGGCGGUCCCUCCUCCCUAGAGUGGUGUCUUCACCCACUCGUGGUAGCGGAGGUGUGGUCACGCUUUGUGAAAGCGAGAGUGGAUUUAUUCGCCUCCCGACAGAAUGCGCAUUGCCCAUUAUGGUUUGUGAUGACAGCAACCGGCUCGCCCCCACUGGGAGUGGACGCGCUAGCCCAUCGCUGGCCCAAGCGCCUCCUUUAUGCCUUCCCUCCCUUUGGUCUGAUACCGCAGGUACUAACCAAAGCAAGAGAGAAGAAACCCCUGAUUUUGAUCGCGCCAGAUUGGCCACACAAACAGUGGAUGGCCGAUAUAGCCCUGCUGCUGACUGGUGUCCCGUGGCGACUUCCCCAGCGCCGGGACCUCCUGUCACAGGGGGCGGGGACCAUUUUUCAUCCCCACCCAAGCAGGCUGCGCCUCACGGCUUGGCCCCUGUUAGGAGCAGGCUCGUGA
Molecule: messenger RNA, 2442 nt
Organism: Conger conger (European conger)
Lineage: Eukaryota; Metazoa; Chordata; Actinopteri; Anguilliformes; Congridae
Exons: 3
Coding region: 1-2442 (813 amino acids)
Source: RefSeq, a predicted model, not a curated record